AUGUUUGCUUCUACUAACAGAUUGUCCAUCGUCAAGAACCUUAUUUCAAAAAGAGGAAUUCAUAAUGCAACCACUGCAAAACAUGAAUUGACUCGUAUUGAAAACGGUGUCCAAGUUAUGACUGUCAGAGAUGCGCUUAAUCUGGCCAUGCAGGAAGAGUUGGAUAGAGACCCUGAUGUUUUCCUCAUGGGUGAAGAAGUUGCCCAAUAUAACGGUGCUUAUAAAGUGUCAAGGGGCUUGUUGGACAAGUUUGGCCCAAAGAGAGUCAUUGAUACACCAAUCACUGAGAUGGGAUUCACCGGUUUAUGUGUAGGUGCUGCCUUCUCCGGUUUAAAGCCAAUCUGUGAAUUCAUGACUUUCAACUUUGCAAUGCAAUCCAUUGAUCAGAUUAUUAACUCCGCUGCUAAAACUUACUACAUGUCAGGUGGUAAAAUGCCUGUUAAUAUCACCUUCCGUGGUCCAAAUGGUGCGGCAGCAGGUGUUGCAGCUCAACACUCCCAAGACUAUGCGCCUUGGUAUUCUGCAAUUCCAGGUCUGAAGGUUGUCUCCCCAUUCUCUUCUGCAGAUGCUAAAGGUCUGUUGAAGGCGGCAAUUAGAGACCCAAAUCCUGUUAUUGUUUUAGAAAAUGAACUUCUAUAUGGUGAAUCCUUCCCCGUUAAUGAUGAAAUCUUAUCCCCAGAUUACGUCUUACCAAUUGGUAAGGCAAAAAUUGAAAAGGAAGGUAAGGACGUAACUGUUAUCUCCCAUUCAAGAAACUUGAUUUUCUGUCUUGAAGCCGCAAAAGUAAUGAAGGAAAAAUAUGGCGUUGAUGCAGAGGUCAUCAAUCUCAGAUCUAUCAAACCUUUGGAUGUAGACACUAUCGUUGCCUCCAUUAAAAAGACCAACCACGCUAUAACCGUCGAAGCAGGUUUCCCUCAAUGUGGUGUCGGUUCCGAAAUUUGUGCUCAAGUUAUGGAAUCCGAAGCUUUUGACUAUUUGGAUGCCCCAAUGGAAAGAGUCACCGGUUGUGAAGUUCCAACUCCUUACGCUAAAGAGUUGGAAGAUUUCGCCUUCCCAGAUACUCCAACUGUUGUUAGAGGUAUGGAGAAAGUCUUAUCUUUAGGCGAAUGGGCUUAG
This is a messenger RNA of Pichia kudriavzevii, 1116 nucleotides long. RefSeq lists its product as uncharacterized. The coding region runs from base 1 to 1116 and encodes 371 amino acids. Gene Ontology annotation, biological process: pyruvate decarboxylation to acetyl-CoA. NCBI's taxonomy places the organism in Eukaryota, Fungi, Ascomycota, Pichiomycetes, Pichiales, Pichiaceae. The transcript has a single exon. The record is from RefSeq and is a predicted model, not a curated record. Gene Ontology annotation, molecular function: pyruvate dehydrogenase (acetyl-transferring) activity.